UGUGGCGUCGUCCCGCAUUAGAAUGUCUGACGUUCCGCAUCUUUUUUUGUAAGUGCGCAAGUGCUCGUCGGCGCCGCUCCGCGACGGGAAAAAAAAACUAAAAAAGGCGUUUUUGCCGUUAAAAAGCCCCGCAGCCUUCGCCCGGUGACGCUGGUUUAUGCCCAGUGUGCUUCGGCGUCAACGCGGGUGACAUUGGGGCGAAGAGACGCGGUGAAAGCGGCAACUUUGGCGUCGAGCGAGGAGACCUACUUCUAGAGGCGGAGCUCUCCAUCGCCGCCUUCGCUUCCUCCUCCGGCGGCGGAAGCAGCAGUAGCAAGCAAGCUAGCCAGCCUCCAGCAGCACGUUGCUACUUGACGUCGCUCCUGCAACCGGGAGAACAAGACACGCUCCUUCGCUUCUCUCUGCGAACGCCUCCGAAAGUCCACCCAGCUUCGAGACAACAUGUCGGCCUCGGCGGCGAAAGUCAGUAAAAAGGAGCUCAACUCGAACCACGACGGCGCGGACGAGACCUCCGAGAAAGAGCAACAAGAAGCAAUCGAACACAUUGAUGAGGUUCAAAAUGAAAUUGACAGGUUGAACGAGCAGGCCAGCGAGGAGAUCCUGAAAGUAGAACAGAAAUACAACAAACUUCGUCAGCCGUUCUUUCAGAAGCGAUCAGAACUGAUCGCCAAAAUCCCCAACUUUUGGGUCACCACAUUUGUCAACCAUCCGCAAGUAUCCGCCCUACUGGGGGAGGAAGAUGAAGAAGCGCUUCACUACCUGAGCCGAGUGGAGGUGACAGAGUUUGAAGACAUAAAGUCGGGUUACAGAAUAGAUUUUUAUUUUGAUGAAAACCCGUACUUCGAAAACAAAGUACUUUCCAAAGAGUUCCACCUGAAUGAGAGCGGAGACCCGUCUUCAAAGUCGACAGAAAUCAAAUGGAAGUCAGGAAAGGACCUGACCAAGCGCUCCAGCCAGACACAGAACAAAGCGGGGAGGAAGCGGCAACACGAAGAGCCCGACAGCUUCUUCACCUGGUUCACCGACCACGCUGACGCCGGCGCCGACGAGCUGGGCGAGGUCAUCAAGGACGACAUCUGGCCCAACCCCCUGCAGUACUACCUGGUUCCCGACAUGGACGACGAAGAGGGCGAAGGCGAGGAGGACGAAGAGGAUGAGGAGGGUCUGGAGGACAUCGACGAGGAGGGUGAUGAGGAUGGAGAGGACGAUGAAGAGGAUGACGGGGAAGAUGGAGAGGACGACGAGGGAGAAGACGACUGAAAGCGAUGAAGAAGCCCGCCCUCCUCACCUUUCUAUUCCCUAUUUGGUUAACUCAUGUUCGGGAGCAAAGGUUUAUUUUUAUUUUUGGUUUAGCUUUUUUGUUUUUUUUUUGUUUUUUAAGUCCAUGCGUGCUUCAUCCGACACUCUGAAGCCCCUUCUUCACUUGCGGGUGCCACAUCUGUUUUUUCUUUGACUGGUCUAAAGGCCCACGGCACUCAGCCCUCAAUUGUGAGUCCAUCCCAGGGUCACCUGAUGAGUGAUAAUAAAACUAGAAUUUGAAGACGCGCGACACCCAAAUAAAUCCUCCUGGUUGACUAAAGCCAUGUUGUAGUGACCUAGCACUAGCAGACCUCACCAGUUUUCUUUCACUUGGGGCGUGGAUGCCGUGAAAAGAAGAGAACUUUUCCCCCCACGUGGUUAACAAGUGUCGGCUCAUUCCUUUGUCAUGUAGGGCUCCUCCUGGGGGUUAUUUUGACGCCAUUUCUGUGGGACUUUUUUGUUUUCAUUGUAUUGUUUUACAGAUCCAUUGAAUUUGAAAUGACAUUUUUAAUAAAGAACAAAAAGGGUAAAAAAAAAAAAAAAAAAACUAAAACCACAACCAAGCUUGUAAAUUUUGGCCCCCACUCGCUUCAUGAAAAGUUUGUCAUUUAAAUCACCUUCCUUUUUCUCCUGGGGGGAAAGAAAGUGUUUAAAGUUUGAGGUGUAAACUUGCUUUGUUUCAAUAAUAAAAGGUAACGUGUA
This is a messenger RNA of Nerophis lumbriciformis (worm pipefish), 2001 nucleotides long. RefSeq names its product protein SET. The record is from RefSeq and is a predicted model, not a curated record. Gene Ontology annotation, cellular component: nucleus. Gene Ontology annotation, biological process: nucleosome assembly. NCBI's taxonomy places the organism in Eukaryota, Metazoa, Chordata, Actinopteri, Syngnathiformes, Syngnathidae.